AUGCCGGACGAUGGCUCAAUUCAGAUUCGAUUAGGCUACACGAGGUUCGAUGAUAUGGUCCGCGAGAUCAUGACUUGGUCAGAUCGAACCGCAAACGACAACAGCAUGGGACUGCCACAGGCAGGUAUCAAAUCCGCUCAACAUUCUGUCGACACCCUGCUGCAGCAGCCGAUUUCUCCGCGACGGCGUAUACCACAGAUCUCGCAACAGUCCCACCCGGCGUCAAAGCCAUUGCCCAACACCCCUGCACUACAGACCCAGCAAGUGUUACAAAGUGCAGCUGUAGCAGAAGCCAGUGCAAUGUUGAAAGAGGACCUCGUACUACGCCAGCGAUCAGAACAACACAAGGCACUCGAUGAUACAGCACACCCACCGCUUCGCGGCUACAAAGCGAAACGACCGAGGCCACUUGCCACUUCGCAGCAGCAAGAAUCAACGAUACGGGCCAAAUCUGUCAACACACAGCCCAGCCCGAUCAGAAAUGACAGACACGCCCACGCCCACGCCCUCACCGUCAAGCAGCAAUCGAGAGAUCUGCCUUUGGAGCUCGAAGAGGAAGAGGACCUGGAUACCUUCAUUGAGUGGCCAGAACAAUACAGUCUGACACCACCACUGACGGCGAGGAAUCUGUCUUCCGGUACGAGAGCCCAACUUGAAAUUCCGAGCACUCGCUCGAGCAAUGAGAAGCGUCACGCUGGCAUCUGGGAGUGGUCUUUCGAUGACUUCCUUCUGUUCGAGGAGCACAAUUCGUGA
Fulvia fulva is the source of this 753-nucleotide messenger RNA. RefSeq lists its product as uncharacterized. The record is from RefSeq and is a predicted model, not a curated record. The transcript has a single exon. Bases 1 to 753 code for a protein of 250 amino acids. Lineage: Eukaryota; Fungi; Ascomycota; Dothideomycetes; Mycosphaerellales; Mycosphaerellaceae.